Molecule: messenger RNA, 646 nt
Organism: Dermatophagoides pteronyssinus (European house dust mite)
Lineage: Eukaryota; Metazoa; Arthropoda; Arachnida; Sarcoptiformes; Pyroglyphidae
Product: DNA-directed RNA polymerase I subunit RPA43-like
Biological process (GO): DNA-templated transcription initiation; transcription elongation by RNA polymerase I
Cellular component (GO): RNA polymerase I complex
Source: RefSeq, a predicted model, not a curated record
CGAUUGUAUCGUUUGUCGAACACGUGAUGAGAAUUUCUUCGAUGCAAACACGAUUUGUUUUUGAAAAAAAAAAAUGGUAUCCGAAAUUAUCGAUGGUGAUUCAUUGACAAAAAUAGUGACAAAAGAAUUGGAUAUUGGUCUUUAUCCACAAUUCAUGGGCCGUGAAGAAUCAUGUGUGAAUAAAUUGUUGAAACAGCGAAAAUUCAAAUAUAAUCCAGAUCUAAAUGGUAUCCUAAUCCGUUUUGAUGACAUUGAAUUUCUGACUGAUACCGGAAGAAUAAUCGAUGAUAGUCCAUUUAUAUAUUGGAAAAUUCGAGGAAAAUUUCAUAUAUUCAAUGUACAACCGAAUCAGAUAUUGAAAAGUUUUAUCAACAGAAUCGGUAAAGAAUAUAUUGGUUGUUCAUUUGCUGGCUGCAUUGAUGCGACAAUAAAAUUCGAAUGUCAAACUUUCGAUCAUGAACAAAUUGAAGAUAUUUGUACAAAUCUAAAUGUUGGUGAUUCGAUCACAUUCAAAGUUAAACGUUUCAUAUCAACACAACGUUAUAUUGAAGGUAUUAUUGAUGAUGAAAUAUUUCGAAUGAUUUGUAAUGAAAAUAAUAAAAAUAAAAAUAGAUAAAAGAUAAAUUUUUUUUAUUUAUAAUUUAUA